Messenger RNA from Xenopus tropicalis (tropical clawed frog), 3636 nucleotides. It is a transcript of the gene fam114a2, whose product is annotated as family with sequence similarity 114 member A2. Lineage: Eukaryota; Metazoa; Chordata; Amphibia; Anura; Pipidae. The record is from RefSeq and is marked validated.
GGAGAGUGACACGUCUGGGAAGCUGCACUACGUGGGACUCUUCUUACUGAGAGUCAUUUAAGCAUGUCUGAGAAAGACAGCAGUGAAAACCCCAGGCGUAGCAGCCAGCCCCCGGAUGAGCCAGGGGAUGCACCAUCCAGUGAAAACAGCACCAAAGAGCAAAAGCGGGCAGUCUCAGAACCAGUGGCCAUUACCCGCAAACGCCCAGAGGCCAAGUCUAGUAGUGAGGCAGCAGAACAGGAGGAGCAGAAAACACCCGAGAAACAUGAUUUGGAUUCUGAGGCCAAAUCUCCCUCUGGAUGGGGCUACUGGGGAAACUGGGGCAAAUCUUUAAUAUCUACGGCUUCAGCAACCGUGGCCACCGUGGGCCAUGGCAUUACUAGUGCUAUAGAAAAAGCUGAGAGUUCCCUUGGAGUCCCUAGUCCAGUUGAGUUGUCAAUAAGAAGCCAAGAAGAGACUGAAGAAGGUGCAGAUUCGGUACAAAGUGCUGAUGCCAAAGAGAAUGAGAGUUCUUCUCCUAUAACUGGAGCACUGGGAUUCUUAUCCAGCAUCUCUACGGCAGUGCAGAGCACAGGGAAGACUGUUCUCACUGGAGGGCUAGAUGCUCUGGAAUUUAUCGGGAAAAAGACCAUGGACGUAAUUGCUGAGGGAGAUCCAGGCUUUAAGAAGACCAAAGGAAUUAUUAAUAGGAACUCUACUUUAUCACAGGUUCUGCGAGAAGCCAAAGAGCAAGAGGAGCUGCGUGUAUGCAGUGAUUUUAAUGCAGAGACAGAGCAAAAGGCACACUAUGGGUUGUUGUUCGAUGAGUAUCAGGGGCUGGCUCAUUUAGAGGCUUUGGAACUGUUGUCUAAAGAGAGUGAUGCAAAGACUAAGGCAAUCCUUAGCUCGCUGUCUGGGGAGGAGCUGGCGGAAGUAAAGGCAGAGCUAGAACCGCUGAAGGAAGCAUUCUCAUUGGAGGAAUUUGAUGAUGAAGAGGAAUUGGAAAAAGGAGAUGAAGAGUUUACCCAGGAGGUAACCACACUUUUUGAUGAAUUACACAUCUCUGCGCGACCACUCAAACUAACCAAAGCCCGGAUAGAUGCAUACAAAUGGAUGGCUGAUGUAGAGGAAGAUGGAAAGAAGAAAAAGGAAGAACAGGCUGAACCUGAAGAUGCUGAAGUACAGGGAAAAACCAGUGUGGAGGAUAUCCAUGAGUUUGCUAUCCGCAGCCUGGCAGAACUGACUGCCUGCUCCAUGGAAAUGUUCCACAAAGCAGCCACCCUGAUUUUGCACGGGGAGUCCCCAGUACCUGCUGCUGCACGAGGCCGAGCGCUAUCCCAAAUGACUAUCUUGCUAUGCAAAGAGCUCACACAGCUUUCAAAAAGAAUAACCACCCUUCUGACAAUAACAGGGGCCUCCGAAAAGUCAGAUGUCCUGAACCCGUUAAUUACCGGAGUCUUCCUAGAGGCUUCUAACAGCGCUUCCUACAUCCAAGAUGCGUUCCAGCUCCUUCUGCCAGUGCUUGAAAUCUCCCACAUCCAGAGCCGGACAUAACCUCGACAUUACCUUUUCCAAAUAUCGUUUGUCUUUGGUCUCUGCUGCAAUAAACUGGAUUACCCAGUUAUCUUCUUCAGGUGUCUGAAAAAGUGUGCAAGUUGGAACAGAUUUUUAAAGGGAAAGUCUCUGCUUUCAGGCAGACACAUAGCAGCCUGUAUCGGCAAAGUGACUGAGGCCUAAAGAGGGCUUUUAUUGUUGGAUUUCCACCAAUGAAGGUGUCUGUAUUUUACCCCUCUUUGGUGCUGAGCAGGAUAAAGAAAGGUAGAUUUUAAGCCAAAUCGGAUUUUAACAAGACUGAGAUUCAGAGAGGGUCAAUAAUCUGCUUUUAUCCCUUGUUACUAACAUUUGCCAAAAGAUUUGUUAUAGUGAGCCAGUCAUUUGCAUUGAAUAAAACACAACCCUGUGGUUGCUUGAGAACACACACCACCUUCCUCUAUAACCCACAUAAAAGAGCAAUUAUUUAUUGGGCUUUUAAAACAUUUUUAUAAUAGGACCUUAUGGUCAAUGGCGUUUUUGUGGUUGUGUAUUUCCGCCAGCUGAGAAGCACCUGAAUCCACGCUCCCAUUCUUUUAUAAAAAUUCAUACAAAUAAACAAUUUUCAUAAAAAUAUACUUUUAUAAGUAGUAUGUGCCAUUGGGUAAUUGUAAAUAGAGAAUUGCCAUUUUAAGUGCUUAGGGCUGCCCCCUGGGAUUCACAGUGCACACAAAUAAUGCAAGGCACACAUACAUGCUAGGCCCCAUCAGCCAAUUAAUGGUCAGUUCUGUCUUUUGCUCCCACACUACUUCCUGUUACAGUCAGAGCUGCAUUAUUUCUGGUCAUGUGAUCUCUGAGGGAGCACCCAGCCCAUCACAAAAUGGCGGCUCAAGGGAAAAGAUGUAAAAGGGCAAUAUUUACUGUUAUGUAGCUUGGCAAGAUUCUUUAAUAGGCCACUUAUUAUGAUAUAAACUGUCUAAGAUUAAGUUAAGUCUUCUUUCUGGGAUAUAGUUUUCAUUUAAGCAGGACGUGGAAAGCAAUAUUUAUUGUCCCUGCUGCCUGUGAUAAUAAAACAUCAUGGGACAACUUUCCAGUAUUUUAGUGAUGCUGGCAGAUCCCUGAAUUAUAUUGGGGCUAUAUUGGGGUUCUUUAAGACCUGAGCUGCCUUAAGGUCCCCAUACACUGGCCGAUUCUAGCUGCCGAUAUCGGUCCCUUAGACCACGAUUCGGCAGCUUAUCGGCCCGUGUAGGGGCACUACCGACGGGCCUGCCCGACCGAUAUCUGGCCUGAAAUCGCCCAGAUAUCGAUCGGGCAGGUUAAAAAAUCUAGUCGGAUUGGGGACCGCAUCAGCUCGUUGAUGUGGUCCCCGGACCGACUUUGCCUAUACCCAUCAUUCUAAUUUGAUCGCUUGGCCCCAGGGCCAAACGAUCGAAUUAGCAUGGAUUCUCCCGAUAUCACCCACCCGUAGGUGGGGGAUAUCGGGAGAAGAUCCGGGCACCUUUAGUGUCAGGCAGCACUGUAUGUACAGUUUCCACUGUCAAACUGGGGGGGGGGGAGGCAAUAUGUUCCAAAAGGCUGCAUGUUUACAUCAGGACUGCAGCCUACCACAUCCUUACACUACACAACAGCCCAUUGUAAAGGACUGACACAGCAGUCUCAGUAGGAAGGUCGGGUUCUAGUAUACAGAGGUAAUAAAAGGCUCAAUGAAGGGCAAUAAUGCAGGGUAAUAGGGCAUGCUGCCGCAUUAAUAUUAGUGCCAGUUUAAGAAUAUUUAACACACAUCUAUAUAAAAUCAACUACAUAUAUAUGCCCUAUAGAAGCAUACAUACAUUUGUAUACUGUGAAUGUCCUUAAUGCUCUCUUAAGCAAUAUACCCCUAUAAACUAGCCCAGAGUAUUGUUCCAAACACAUCUCUCACACAUUGUCUCUCCAGAAUGGCACUUCCAUAUAACCUUCCUGCUUUGGUGUGUACUUAACUAUUUACUAUCAAUGUUGGAUACAGUAGCUAUGCCAUCAUUACUAGCUCAGGAGCAAAAUCUGUAUUUUUGUGUGUCUUAUGUUUGUUAUUAGUAUUGUUGUUAAAACAUUAACUUUGAUUAUUUACUGAGUAAAUAUUAUUGUGUAUUC